Messenger RNA from Theobroma umbraticum, 3555 nucleotides. RefSeq lists its product as uncharacterized. Lineage: Eukaryota; Viridiplantae; Streptophyta; Magnoliopsida; Malvales; Malvaceae. The record is from RefSeq and is a predicted model, not a curated record.
UAUUUUUCGUUUGUUUCUGUAUGAUUUUUGUUUUUCUUUUUUUUUUUUUCGUUUUCUCUCUCAAAAUCUUCCUAGAAAUAAUGGACCCAGCAGAUCCAAAAAUCCCCAUUUUUAUCUACUUUUCAUGGAGUUUCAGAAAUACCCAUUUCCAUUUUUUGUUCUCUUUUAAGGGAGUCUUAUUCUCAUCUUGUUCGUUUCUGAUUCAUAUCUAAGCCUUUUUCAAAAGAUACCCACCAUAGUUUUUCUUCUACUUUGCCCAAAACCAACGUCAAUGAGCUCAGAGAAGUUGUUUUUGUUUUUUUAAGGUUGCUUUUGUCAUAGGAUAAAGGUUGCUCAGUUUAAACAUAUUGUAAAAUUUGUGCUCCAACUUUUAUGGCCAUGCUAGGAUUGCAAGCAGACAUGCAGCACAAAAGCCACUUGCUAGGGUGUUAUACUGCUUGGGACCUUAAUUUGGAUGUUAAUGGCACUGUAUGGCCCUCAGAUAAUGUUGAUAGAAUCAUAAGGAAUAGACAUUACAAUAAUGGUACUUUGCCACUGUCUUCGGAUUUGAACAUCUUCUACAACAAGGAUUUACUAAAGCAGACAAUGCUCAAGCAUGAAGCAGAAUUUAGGAAUCAGAUCCAUGAACUCCAUCGGCUUUACAGGAGACAGAAGGAAUUAAUGGAUGAAAUGAAAAAUAUUGAGUUAUAUAAACCUCAUCGCAGUCUGGGCACCUUACAACCAAAUCAUGUAUUAUCUCCAAAGUCAUCUAAUCAUGUACAAUUACCACAACAUACCUCCACCUCUAUUAACCUUGUGCAUUCUCAGUCCCCUGUUUCAGAAGCUAAAGAUGGAAACAGAGGGCAAGCAGGUCAUGAUCCUAUUUACAUAGAAUGCUCUUCAAAGGCCCCUGAGUUCAUGGAGUCCAAUUGCAAAAAGUUUGGCAAAAAGAUCUUGGAUCUUGAACUUCCAGCUGAUGAGUACAUUGAUAGUGAAGAAGAGGGAUUUUCAGAAGUGAAAAUGGCUCCUGAAGUGACUGAUAUUCCAACCAAUGCUCUAAAGAAAAUUCCUGAGGUUAAAGAUAGGGGUGAUAAAGAACUACCCAUUAGUGGCAGUGGGUGCAACUCAGUUUUCCCUGAAGGCAAUUUUAUUCCUAGUUCCAUUUCUUUGAAGACUAAAGUUUUAGCUGAUUUAAACAUUCCUGUCAAACUUGAGGCAGAUAUAAUUCCUGAGCUCAGUGACUUUCAGCACCCUAUUAUUGGCCACAGAGAAACUUCAUUACUAGAUCUCUCUGGAAAAUCAUAUUCAAGCUUUGAAGUUCUGUCCAAGGAGGUGAUUCCAAAUAGCCAGAUAAUGAGGGAUCCAGAAGCAGACUUGGAUAUUUUAUUCCUGGAUAAGCACAAUAUGCAAAGAGAACGCAUAACUUUGCAAAGAGAACGCAUAACUUGUAAUGAUAAAGCGGGGCAAAGCAGAAAUGAUUUGAAUUCUUCCUGCCAAGAUCUCUAUACUGAAAAAUUAUCAAUUGAGCACAUUGAUGAUGAGCGAGCUGAAGAUUCUUCAACACCUCAUGGUUUGGAAGAGACUAAAGAUAAGUUAUGCAAUGAAAUUUUACAGUGUGUCGGAGGAGACAUCUCUUCUAGUAGCGAUAAACCAGUUGCUACUUCAGACAUGUGCAGCUCAUAUCAAAUAGUUCCUUUGGCUGAUAAAAUGAACUCGGAGUCAUCCUCUGUUUCAUCUUGGAGACGUGACUUCAAACGGAGCCCUAUAGCAGUUCAAGCACUUCCAUGUUUUAAGGGAAAAAGUUCGAAAUCAUUUACCCGAAGCCCUGGACUUGCUGGAAAUGAGCUUUGUCUUAGCAAAAAAUUAUCUGCUCCAAACUUCCCACAGGCAAGUUGGCAGAAUGAUUUUCAGCUGGAGGGUCAGCCACCAUCUACAAGUUCUGUUUCACUGAACUGCAAUAAUGACAAUGGCUCUGCAUUUGAGCGACAUAGUCCUGUGAAAUACAUCAAGGAUUUUAAGUAUGUGAUGUCUGUAAAGAGUUUGGAUCUCAAUUUUGUCUUGCCUAGUUUCUCCACAGAUGUGGCUUGUUCCCAAGAUGCUUCUUAUAUACUUGGUGAAAAGACACUUGAAAAUUCAAGUGGUUGUUCUCAAAUUGCUGAAACGCCAAUACAUGAUAGCAAAUCUGGUGAAAGGAAAGACCAGUCAGUCCCACUGGAAUGUGUCCUUAAACAAGCUAAUUCAGUGUGUGUCCAUGAUGCUGAGUUGGAUAAGGCAAGCAACUCCCUUGAUUUUAAGAGGAUACUUGGAUUUCACGGGUAUAACAAGCCUCCUAUUCCCAAUGGCCAGUGCUCAUCUCAUGCCUCCCCUGCCAGAAACCAUUCAAAUUCUUGUGCAAAAGAAGACAUCAAGGACAAAGAAAAAGAUAUGAACUUGGAAGUUGAUCAUGUGCCUGUCAGAGAAAAACUAGCUAUGGCUGAGUUGUUUGCCAAAAGCAAACGUUGUGAAAAGCAUCCAAGUUUCGGAGUGCUCAUUGACCUGAACUCUUGCUUAUCUCUGGAUGCAUCUCCACUAAUGCCUUCGCAUUCAAAGGAAAUAGAUUUGGAGCCACCUGCAAGUCCAGAAAACAAAGAGAGGUCACCACCUAGAGGGGAAUCCGAUGAAAACCAACUUGAGACACCUUUGGUAUCUUCAGGACAAGAAGAUGGGGAUCUGCAAGAGGCACUAGUUAGGAUUGCAGCGGAGGCUAUAGUUUCCAUUUCAUCUUCUGAGAUUCAGACUUGUUUAGAAAGCACCAGUUGUGAACCUUUUAAAGCUUCCUGGAAUAAUUCCCUCUAUUGGUUUGCAAGGGUGGCUUCUUCAGUAGUGGAUGAUCCAGGAAGUGAAUUUGGAGUUAACAUAGGUGUUAAGGAUUAUGGUGAUCAUGAGGAGUAUCUAUCUGAUGGAAUUGAUUACUUUGAGGCCAUGACAUUGAACCUAACAGAGAUAACGGUAGAAGAAUCUUGGUGUAAAAGCAAUGGCCAAAAAGAGGAAGAAAUGAGUGCAAAUUUUUUGAGAAACCAGCCAAAGAGGGGUCGAACGAGGAGGGGACGACAGCAGCGGAAGGACUUUCAAAGUGAAAUUCUUCCAAGCCUUGCCUCUCUUUCAAGGUAUGAGGUGACUGAGGAUCUUCAGAUGAUAGGAGGGUUAAUGGAAGCUGCUGGUGCUCAGAGGGAAAGUGGUUCUUCAAGAAAUGCAGGUAGAAAUGGAUAUGCAAAAGGAAGGCGACGGUCUAAUGCCCGUGCUUCCAAUAUAAUGGAGAGCACGAUGAACACAUUGCUGAAGCAGCAGUCUGUUAAUGAUGAAGUGGGUAUCCAGCAGAGAAGACUAAUAGAGUGGGGGAAGAUAACAAGAAGACCUCGGGGGCCAAGAUGUCCAUCGAGUAAUCCUCGGCUUAUAUUAGGCCAAGUAUAGUAAGAGUAACUUUAAGGGCUUUUGGGUUAUAGCUAACAGUCAUGUGAUUAUGAUGUAAAUGCCAACUAAAAUAUGACAUACCAAUUACAUUUUAUAGGAGAAUAGAAGUCCAUUUUCAACUUUUAA